This is a messenger RNA of Hyalella azteca, 3045 nucleotides long. RefSeq lists its product as uncharacterized. The transcript is spliced from 4 exons. Lineage: Eukaryota; Metazoa; Arthropoda; Malacostraca; Amphipoda; Hyalellidae. Bases 411 to 1550 code for a protein of 379 amino acids. The record is from RefSeq and is a predicted model, not a curated record.
CGCGCGAGUUUGAACCGUCGUGACCCUGAGAAACAACACAAACAUAGUCUUAAAUUUCAUGUCUGUCAUCAAAUCGCCUUUUUGAUAGAUGACCGUCCUUUUAGGGCAUGUUUUUGCGAUAAGUCAAGAUAUUGAACUCUUUUAUAAGGAGGCUCACAGAAGCGAGAUGUUGUUAGUAGUAAACGAGUAACAGUCGCGUGAGGUUGUGGACGCUACGCUGCAGCUAACUCUGAUCCGCUGUACAGGUGCUCGCUAGCGUUGCGCACCUUGCGCUAUUUUACAUUGUGCGAUCAAAAUACGCUGAAGUAUUGAAGCAUUCGAUAUUUUUCAGUUCGUUAAUUCAUCUCCUCAUUUCGGACGAACUGAAUUGCGAUUUUGAGAUAAAAUUUACGUUUAUAAUUUUUUUUCGCAUGGGUAUAAUAGUUGGCCAACGUGUAUCAAUGCCUCAAAAAUCCAUAAUGCUUCCGUCAAACGAGAUAAAAUCGCGAACCAAUCUUACACAUGAUAAUUUAUGCACGACUACGACGAAUAAUGCGCCGAUUUUUUCUGUUGAAAUGAAAAAAUCUCCUUCGGCAUCCUCAGAUCCACAACUUCGGGAAGAAUCUCUUUUUAGCAAGAUGCAGAACACCGCAAGAACCACAAUCAAUCUCUCACACACAGCCACGUCGAGAAAAGAUCGUGCAUGUGGUUGGGAACCGCGUGAGAUUCAACAGCUCGGUAAUUCGUUCUCUUCAAGUUGCAACACCAGACCGACACAUGCGGAAGUCGGGGAAAAUUUCAUCCGCUCAUCUCGACGAUGCUUUGCUUUCCCGAUGCUCGUCCUGCUUCUGACGAUAUUCGACGCCACUAAGAUUGAAGCCCGCACUUCUGUGUCCACUCGUCAUGGUUCGUCAGUGCCAAUACUUGACAGCUAUCCGUCCUAUUCAUCGGAAUACCAACCAGACUAUCCACCUGAACUGAAACCAAGAAUACCGGAUGAACCACUGCACGCGGAUCGCAUCUUUUUCCAGCAAGGGCAACACUCGGAAGAAGACUUACCAGUGUGCUCAACGUAUUCGGUGUGCAACAAAAUCAGCACGUACAGCACACCGUACGCUGAGCGCAUGUGCCGAUGUCCUGGCGAGACCAAAUGCAGCACAUCCCUCGACAAUCAGGACGGCUAUACCGUGGUCGAUAAAAACCUUCAGUUUAAGAUGUGUGAACCAGCGAAGAAGUUACCCCAGUGCAAGCUGUUUGGUGAGGUUGCCUACACUAUGAUCUUCUACCCUGACAACGUGACGCAACUUGUCGUCCACUGCACGUGUCCCAAGAAAAAACUAUAUUCCGGUUGGAAUAAUGUACCGCCUCAACAGUUGGUGUGCAAGAGGAAGGAGCCGUGCAGGUUGUUCAGCGCACGUAAGCGUACCGACUUCGAGGAGGUGACCACGACCGUCUUGUGUCGCUGUCCUGCCACUCGCUCCUGUCCCGCACACCACACCGACCACGGUGUCGUGCCUGGCAAACUCUACAGUGACGAUUCUCUCAGGACCUACAGUGCAUACUGCGUCUGAACGCUUGUGCACCACUUACUUCACAGCUUAUUACAGUAAAGGAAAGAUGACUAAUAAAUCUUAGUUAGCAUUGUUAAAACAAGUGCGAACAUUGUGUAUUGAUUAUGAAGAUGAGUUAUGAUGAAAGUUAACAACAUUGUUACUUCGUAAGCCAUUGAGAAUACAGCGAUACUGGUUUCAUGUCUCAGUUGGCAGGCCUGUUCAGAUAUGGAUUGUGAUUGUCUUGCGAAUUAAAAAUUUUUUUAUAAAUCAGGAGACGAUCAUUUAUUGAUGGUGUGGUGCGUCUUCACGGAUGUACCUUUACCUAUGACUUCAACACUGAAUUUAUUGAAAUUAGGUUAAAGUAACUUGAGAGGUAACUGAAAAAUAAGAAAUCGAAAGUAUUAUGCGUACAUGUUUGACAAUGACAACAGAAAAACAUUCCUCUUUUUUGCCACUUGGAUUCAAUUUUUUUAUCAAUAAGUUCAGAGAGUUCCAUCCAAUUUUUUUAUUAAGCUCAUGAUUGAUAUUUUGAAGUAACUGAAUUUUUAGAUGCGAUAUCCGUUCUUCAGUUCCUAUGAGAAGCAUUUCAUGUGUUCUAGUACAAGUUUACUUGACAGCUAGCAAUCGCCAACGCAUGGCUAUUAAAAAACUAAUAGACAGUACAACUACUUUUAUCCUAUAUGCUUAACAUUUGUAUCUGCUAUUACUUGCAUGCUGCAUAAUGCUCUUAGUCUAGUUAAAAUGAUUAUUUUAGUGGCAUUAUUAAGAUUUAGAAUAUCAUGAGCUCGUCGUAGCUCCAUUUUCGAUGUUUACGUUCUUAUUUUGUAUGAUUUGGUUUUGUUAUCAUUUCUAGUUGAGUUAGGAAAACUUUAUGCAGAUGAAUGAUGAACUCUUUCACGAUUCGUCCCUUGGCGAGGUGCUAUAAGUAUUAAUCAUCGAAGGAACACAGCAAAUUUUGGACAAUGAUAUUUGAAGUUACAAAUAAAUUUGAGCUUCCUCAGCUGAAAUGUCAAUAUUGUAUGAGUAAUAAUACCGUGCAACCACAGUAAAUUACCAAUUAGUGACCCAACAUCUAAAGUUUCUGCAUUUAACUGGCUGACAAAAUGCAUUCGUGUUCAUUAAAAACAAAAUUUUCAAUCAAAAUCGCAAAAUUUAUACUCCUCUGGAAUUCAAACUCAGAAGACAAAAUUACUUACCUAUUUUUCAAACCCUCCCUACAAUUCUAAUGAUUUAUGCAUUGUUGUUCUCUUCUUCACAUUCCAUUUCCUGUUAUUAACGCUGAGUAUUAAUUAACACGGAAUAUUUGCUUAUUCAUGUCUGGAACUAUUACAGUUUCUAUAACUUUCUGGAUAAUGCAUUCAACGUAUUAUAAAAUUGGAUGACCCUUUACUCGAACUGAUAUUACUACGUCCGCUUCUAUAAUAUACUGCAUAUGACUUUUAAUUCAGGCUAAUCUUGUACAAAUAUGUUAUACGUCUUAAUUGAGAUUUUAUAAAUACAACUUCCAUUAUUU